CCCAACCACAGUCAUCUUUUUUUCCGCCUAGUGGAGCUCAUCGUCUUGAGUCUCAUCCCUACCAACCCCACCGAUGGCUCCCCCAACCCUGAUCUUCGGUCUGUUGGCUCUCUUGCUGGUCUCUUCCGCGCUUGGCAGCUCUGUAGACGCUCCCUUCAUCUUGGCCCACAAGAAGGCCUCCCUCACCAGGCUCAAAUCCGGCGCCGAACGCGUCUCUGUCUCUAUCGACAUCUACAACCAAGGAUCCUCGACUGCAUAUGAUGUAAGCCUUACUGAUGGUAGCUGGCCUGAAAAUGUAUUUGAUGUUGUCAGUGGUAACACUUCAAUGUCAUGGGAAAGGCUUGAUGCUGGUGGUCUUCUAACUCACUCUUUUGAGUUGGAGGCCAAAGCAAAAGGAUUGUUCUACAGUGCUCCGGCUGUCAUUACAUUUCGCAUUCCCACCAAGGCUGCCCUUCAGGAGGCAUAUUCAACUCCAAUCUUGCCUUUAGAUGUUCUUGCAGAUAGACCUACUGAGAAGAAGUUUGAGUGGGCUAAGAGGUUGCUGGCAAAAUACGGGUCUCUAGUUUCUGUGAUCUCCAUUAUGGUCCUGUUUGUGUACCUGAUCAGUACUCCAUCUAAAUCCAGUGCUGCGAAAGGAAGCAAAAAGAAGCGCUAAAUACGAUAGAUUGGAUUGUAGUUAAUAGCUUUUGAGGCCAAGGCAUGCGCCUCUAUUGCCAUUGUGCGUUUUAGUUUUGGUUUUUCUUCUUAUUCGCAUUGCCGUUGAGUUAGGACAUUUGUUGGGAAUCUCUAAACGAACUAGGAUUUGAGGCACAUAGCAGCUAUGCAGACAGCGGUUAAGUUAUCAUGGACACUGUAAACGAAUAGCAAUCAUGGUUCUUUUGGGCGUUGUUUUA
This is a messenger RNA of Juglans microcarpa x Juglans regia, 893 nucleotides long. RefSeq names its product translocon-associated protein subunit beta-like. The record is from RefSeq and is a predicted model, not a curated record. Gene Ontology annotation, cellular component: membrane; endoplasmic reticulum. The coding region runs from base 74 to 655 and encodes 193 amino acids. NCBI's taxonomy places the organism in Eukaryota, Viridiplantae, Streptophyta, Magnoliopsida, Fagales, Juglandaceae. The transcript has 6 exons.